Molecule: messenger RNA, 1685 nt
Organism: Solanum dulcamara
Lineage: Eukaryota; Viridiplantae; Streptophyta; Magnoliopsida; Solanales; Solanaceae
Product: probable receptor-like protein kinase At1g80640
Exons: 10
Coding region: 390-1541 (383 amino acids)
Biological process (GO): protein phosphorylation
Molecular function (GO): protein kinase activity; ATP binding
Source: RefSeq, a predicted model, not a curated record
UAUGGACCAUAGCAGACAGAAACUUUUGUGAUAUUUUUAUGUUUUCAUUCUGGUCCCAGUUUUUUACACACACACACACCCCUCAUGCUGUUGCCCACUAUUGCUCAAUGAGAGAGAGAACGAAAAUACAUAAAUUCAAAUUCUUUGUUUGAAUCCUCAUAAAUUGUCUCCAGAUCAAGACUGAAACAGUCAUCUUGUUCAAUUUUUGCUAAAGACGGGGAGUGAAGUGUGGAGAAAGAAGAAAGAAGAAAGAAGAAAGAAUUCAACUUUAUCUUGUUUUUGGUGGACCCAAUUGGAUUCUUUAUCAGUUUGUUCUAUCUAGUUGAUGCAACAUAAAUUAUGGACCUGCUUCUUCACCUUUGACACUACCAUUUCUCUAAGAGCACCAUAUGGAUCAAAAUAGAAAGCUGUUGAUAGCACUCAUUGCAGCUUCUACUGCAUUGGGAGUAAUCAUUUUCUUCAUGAUUUUCUUCUGGAUUUAUCAAAGAAAAAGAUUAGAUAAGGACAUCAAUCAUAGUUCAGAUGUUGUGAAGGGUAUCGCAUUAGCACCAGUUAUGCGUAAAUUCAAUUCUUUGAAGUCCACUUAUAUUAGGAAAACAUUUGUUUCUUUAAUGGAGUACAAGACACUAGAAUCGGCCACCAACAAUUUUCAAGAAAGUGAGAUUUUAGGUGAAGGGGGUUUUGGAUGUGUAUACAAAGCUAAAUUGGAAGACAAUUUGUAUGUAGCUGUCAAGAAACUACAAGGGGGAACCCACGAUGCUAUUAAAGAAUUUGAGACGGAGGUAGAGUUGUUGAGUCAAAUGCAACAUCCAUAUAUAAUUUCAUUGCUGGGAUAUUGCAUCCAGGGUGAAACAAGAUUGCUUGUGUAUGAACUCAUGCAGAAUGGCUCUCUAGAAAGUCAAUUACAUGGACCUUCCCGUGGAUCAGCAUUAACGUGGCACCACAGAAUAAAAAUUGCCCUUGAUGCAGCAAGAGGAAUAGAAUAUUUACAUGAGCACUGCCAUCCCCCAGUGAUCCAUAGAGAUCUGAAAUCAUCUAAUAUUCUUCUAGAUUCCAACUUCAAUGCAAAGCUCUCAGAUUUUGGUCUUGCUGUGUUGGGUGGGGCUCAAAACAAAAACAAUAUCAAGCUUUCUGGAACUUUAGGUUAUGUAGCCCCUGAAUACAUGUUAGAUGGAAAAUUAACUGAUAAAAGUGAUGUUUAUGCUUUUGGAGUUGUACUUUUGGAGCUCUUAUUAGGAAGAAGGCCUGUAGAAAAACUGGCACCAACUCAAAGCCAGUCUAUAGUCACAUGGGCCAUGCCUCAGCUCACAGAUAGAUCAAAGCUUCCAAAUAUUGUGGAUCCUGUGAUACAAAAUACAAUGGAUUUAAAGCAUUUGUAUCAGGUUGCUGCAGUUGCUGUGUUGUGUGUUCAGCCAGAGGCAAGCUAUCGUCCUCUAAUAACGGAUGUAUUACAUUCCUUAAUCCCCCUUGUUCCGACAGAAUUAGGUGGGACGCUCCGAGUUACUUCACAACAGCAUGUGCUGGCGCCUUCGGAGAGCUGAUUCUGUCAAAGGGUUCCAAUUAUGUAUGCUGUGUGCAAUUCAAAAGGCUGUUAUAAUACAACUCAUGCAAGUCACUAUAUACUAUUAAAUAUAAAAUAAUUGUUUAUUCAAUUUUAAUAAAUCAUAAUAGUAUAUUGAGUUUUA